Messenger RNA from Sporisorium graminicola, 2199 nucleotides. RefSeq lists its product as uncharacterized. The record is from RefSeq and is a predicted model, not a curated record. The transcript has a single exon. Bases 1 to 2199 code for a protein of 732 amino acids. Lineage: Eukaryota; Fungi; Basidiomycota; Ustilaginomycetes; Ustilaginales; Ustilaginaceae.
AUGUCUGACUUUCACCGGCCGUUUCGAGACCAGCACGUCAGGCAGCCGACGCCAGACGAACAAGAGCAAGAAUUGAUCAUCGAUCCCAACCUGUACGGCCCCUUUGGGCAUCGCUACCACGAUAGUACCGUCGAGCACUCUCACCCGAACCAUGAAGCUUCGCAGCCUUCGAUGACGAGCUGGCACGAGGUUGAGACGACCGAACAGCACCUUGAGCACACGAAAGCCCCACCACACGAGACGGCAAUCCCGCUGCAUCCCAUUGGCACCGCACAUUCCAACGCCAGCCACGCCGAUUUCGUCACGCACGCUGCACCCAUGGCCACCAACUCUUCGCAGGACAGCAAACACACGGCGCAGUCGAGCAUCGAAAACUACCCACCUUCGUCUUCGCUCACGCCCCUGCGACGUCCAUCCAAGGGGUUUCACGAGCACUCUCGUGCGGGCAGCCUGUUCGAUAUCGUCCACGGGCGCGAGCGGAGCAAAGCGUCCGACAAGCCGCACGUCGAGCUGCACGGCGACGACGUGCCCAUCACAUUUCGACACCUGCUCAAACGCCCCGUGAUCCGACAGUGGCUGCACGGCAACAAGCUCUAUCGCGAAAAGGACGAGCGCAAACCGAGCCAGUUCGAGCUCGUGUUCGAUCUCAUCUUUGUCGCCGUCGUCAACAAGCUUGGGCACGCGACGGCCGAGAGCAGCUCGGCGAUCAAUGCGCUCAAAUUCGUCCUGUCCUUCUGGCCGUGUUUCAGCAUCUGGACGGAUGUGCGACUGUUUUUGAAUACAAGUGGAACGGAUGAUAUGCUCGAGAGGCUGCUGCUGCUGGGGUGGAUGAUCUUGCUCAGUGGCUACUGUGCCAAUGUGUCUGCUGUCGAGAUCGUCAAGGCAACGCCCGAGCUAUUGGCGCAGCUGCACAGCGAGGAAGCUGCGGGCGAUGCACCGGCUCAGCAGGUGGCGCACGGUCUCGUAGCCGAAAUCGGGCAGAUCUUCCGUCGCAGCGAGUCCGCAGGCGGUGAGGCGGCUGCCGAGAGCAUCAAGCUAGCGGUACCCGCAUUUGACAACUACUGGUUCACCGAGGGCUACGAUCGAGCCAUCCAUGCGGCGAUUGGGUUCUUCUUGGUGGCCAAGCUGUGGAGACUGGGUGUCUACAUCUACUACGGCUUCUGUCUGCCCAAGUUCCGCAAGGCUCUGUGGCUCAAUGCGUUCGCGUUGACUGUGAUUGCUGCGAUCUACAUCCCUAUCACGCUGACGAGCGACCCGCUGGUGAUCCUCGUGCUCAUGUCGACGGGAAUCGGCGUCGAGCUCGCGCGCGCCUACCUCGUCGCUGCCGCAAUCAAACUCUUCCACGGCCGCCAAAAACGCACGGGUAAUCACAUGUUCAUCCCCGCCCAGUCGCACGAACACUCGAUCGAGCGCUACGUUCUCUUUGUUAUCCUUAUCGUCGGCGAGUCGAUCAUCAGCAGCAACUUCACCGCCAGCCCCGGCCACUACGGAGUGCAGGACGAGUUUGGUCGUGCCGCCCUUGGGAUUGCAAUCAGCGUGCUCGUCAUCUGGAUCUACUACGACGCAGACGGCAGCAGGGUCUACCAGCAUGCGCUGCGACGCAACUCGUUUACCAGCAUCACGUUUAGCCACAUCCACUAUCCGCUCUCCGCCGCGCUCGUGCUCAUGGCUGCCGCGCUGUCGUCGCUCAUCUCGCAUGCCGAGAUCCAGGGGGGCUACGUGUGGUACUUUGCCGGCUCGGCAUCGUGCGUGCUGGUGUGCUUGGGCCUGAUCGGGUGCAUGCAUAGGAACCUCGACGUGCACGCCUCGACGCUGCUCCCCCGCUGGGUGCGGAGCAUCGGGCUGCGAUUCCUGGUGGCUGUCGAAUUCGCCUUACUGCCGCUAAAACAAGAUUGGGACUCGCUCAGCCUCAUGAGUGUCGUCACGGGCAGCUUGCUGUUUAUCGUGCUGACCGAGACAUUCGGCAAGAUCGGCGCGGUUGGGCGCAGGUUUGAUGCGGAGAAGAGCAGGGAGCUGUACGCAGGUAUGGAUGCUAGGGGAGAGAAGCAGUUGAAGCUGAAUAAGCGGAGCAGCUGGCAUCCGUUUGACGACCUGACUCCGGGUGAGCGGGGUGAGGAGGAUGUGGGGAUUGAGUCCGAGAUCGGUCAUUUGGAGGAGCGCGAUUUGACGCAUGGUCAGAGAUGGGCUUAUGCUGCCUAG